Vanessa atalanta (red admiral) is the source of this 3220-nucleotide messenger RNA. It is a transcript of the gene nudE, whose product is annotated as nuclear distribution protein nudE-like 1. NCBI's taxonomy places the organism in Eukaryota, Metazoa, Arthropoda, Insecta, Lepidoptera, Nymphalidae. The transcript is spliced from 7 exons. The coding region runs from base 225 to 1379 and encodes 384 amino acids. The record is from RefSeq and is a predicted model, not a curated record. Gene Ontology annotation, molecular function: microtubule binding. Gene Ontology annotation, cellular component: kinesin complex; centrosome; kinetochore. Gene Ontology annotation, biological process: centrosome localization; establishment of mitotic spindle orientation; cell migration.
UUGCCUUGUUUUGAAGGACUGUGUUAAGGAAGUUGUGUCACAAUUUGCGUUUCAACUAAUAUAAUGGCUGAUUCGUAGUAAUAUAACAAAAGAAAUCUACUGAUUUCGAGCAUACGAUAAAUAUUUUGCAUAAAAUAUUCAAUACCAUAUGUACAAUAUUAAUCAUAAAACAUUAAGCCAUAGAAAAGUGUGAACAGCAUAUUCUCAAAAUUUAGUCCUAAAAUAUGGAAUCUCCAAAACAGUUAGAGCAGGAAUCAGUGGAAUAUUGGAAGGAACAAGCAAAACAUUAUGAACAAAAGGCAAGAGACAUACAGCAGGAAUUAGAUGAAUACACAGAAAACUCAGCACAACUUGAAAAGGAAUUAGAGGCUUCAUUAGAGCAAGUUGAAAAACAAAAUAGAGAUUUGGACCAUCAAAAUCAACGGCUUCAAAAUAAAAUUGAUGAUCUCAAGAAUAAACUAGACAGAAGUCAACAUGAAACAAAUGCUUUAGAAAAUGAAUUAAAGGCACUCAACAUAGAAAAAGAAAAACAAGCAAUAUAUAUUAGAGAGUUAGAACAAAAAAAUGAUGAUCUGGAAAGGGGGCAAAGAAUCAUAUCAGAGUCAGUGUCUUGUAUAGAAACCCUAUUAAAUCAAGCAUAUGAACGCAAUGCAGUUUUAGAAAGCGAAGUAGAUGAAAUGGAGAAUUUGAGGGUGAGAUUGCAAAGAGCGACAGAUGAAGCCAGAGAUCUCAAACAAGAAUUAAAAGUGAUAGAAAAAAUUCCAAUAUUAAAAAAAGAGGAUUCCAGUACAAAUGAAAAUAUAUGUAAUGGCCUCUCAACUAGGUCACAAGUAGAAAUAGAAACACAAACUUCUAUAACAUCACCAAGACGUGAAGUUAACGGUAACGCAAUGACACCAUCUUCUCGGGUAUCUGCCAUAAAUAUAGUUGGUGAUCUUCUUCGGAAAGUUGGGCUUGAAAGAUUUCUUUGCCGUGAAUGUGGUAAGGUCAAAUGUUCGUGUGACCUGGAAACCAAUGGCGAACAAGCCAUUGUCCAAAAUCAUCCACCGUUGGAUAGUAACAUUGAAAAUGAAAGCACCAUGACCGUACAAAAUAAUGACUUGGAUGAUCCUAUCGAGUAUCGUAAGCCAGCUGAGCUUACACGUCAAUAUUCAAGAUCUGAGCAAUUAAGGAAUAAUUCACAAAAGGCCCUCCCACUAUCGACACAUAGGUCUUCCGAGCAACCUUUUGUAAGAUCUUAUCAAGCCGAUCAUGGCAAACUGAGGAGGUCUUUCAUCGUCAGGUCUAGGGAGAGUCUCGAGAAUUUUCUUAAUUUCACAUCCACUAGAAAAGGACCGGACCAAAGCAAAGGAAAACAAAUGUUGCGGCAGCAGUUUUAGUAGUUCUUAAUGUUUCCCGUGUAGAUAGAUGUUCUAAAACGCCAUACAAUAAGGGUUGCUUACACUUAUAUCUAACACUACGUUAUGUUACCAUAAUGUAUGUUUACGUAAUGAUUAAUUUCAUUUCUUUUAUUAUACAGACAGCUUUUGUAUCACCUGUGAGUAUUUUAUUGCAAUACUUCUUUGAAAGCAUGUUUUUCUUAGCAUGACGCGGAUUUUACUUCCGUGAAUCCCGAUAUAGAUAUUUUUAAAACCCUUUAAAUAAUGAAAAUUUAAUACAAAUUAAAUAGAAUAAAUAUUAAACUAGAAGGUAUAACGAAGCAGCCCUUAUUGCUAGAUAUAAAACUAUUAAUAAUGCUAGUAUGUAAUAUAAAAUACAAUUGAGUAUCGUAGAAUUAUAGUUGUUUAAUUGUUUGAUGUUUAGUACAAAUUUAGAAUUAUAUAUUGUACAUAUGAACAUAAUGCAUAGAUUAACAAAAUUGCAUAUUUAAUAACACUCUGACAUCAGACUCCAUAACUUUGACGUCAACGAGUAUUAUCGAAUGUGCGAGAUACAUUAAUAAGUCUCGACUCUUAGUAAUGUUUUGUAAAACUUAGCAUUUAUUUGUUUAGAUGUCUGGCUUUUUAGGUUUUUGUUAUGGCUUUAUAGUGUAUUCCAACGGCAAAAGGGGAACAGAUAAACAAACCUUAAAUUUACAUAUUUUGCGCGAUUUAUCAAUAAUUCCGCUAUGUAUUAUGCACUAUGGGCUGUAUAUCUUUACUUAUAAUACAUCGCAAUACCAUUUAACUAGAACGUAUUCCAAAUUGUAAAUUCAGUUUGAUUUGCAUUCAGCUCUACCGUAUUCAUUUCUAUUACAGCAGCACCCACCUCAUAUUCUAUGAGUUAUCCUAACCUAUAUCGUUGGUUGCCUGGAAGAGAUUUGUAGCGAUAAGGUCGCCAAAUUUGUACCCCUCUUGUUUCCAUGUAUCCGUGUUCUAUUCAUUUAUUUUUUCUUUGUGGUGUACAAAAUUAAUUAAAUCUUUACUACUUCAGCCAUUGGAAUAGACUAUGCACAUUUCGGUGGAGGUAUUACUCGCACACAAUUACUUCGUAAUCACCUACUAAUAUUAACAUCAUUCAUGUUCGAUUUUCUUCAUUGUAGGCUUUGGAAUCAAAGUUAGCAUCGUGUCGUGGUACAGUUAGACCUAAAGAGCAUUCACCAAAUCCAAGCUCGGACGUGAAUAAGGACUACAGGUGUGUACUCAAGAACUAAGACUUGCCGAAUAAUUUCCCACGAUUUUCUUUAGCUUUUAUAGUAAUAAUACUAUAAACGAAAACAUUGCUUCAUGUUCAUGUACUCCCCACUUGUUUAUUGUCAUCUAAUGUACUGUGAUCGGAAUCACACUUUCCUAAUAUUACUAAUAUCUGUGAUGAUAAAGAAAAAUAGUUUAGAAAUGUAUGUAAAUGAUGAUUUGAUUUUGGCCUACCCACCGGAGACGAACAGUGAGACACGGCACAUACUGCCUUGCAUCGUGCACUGAGUUUCUCUUAGUUAACUUCUAAAAAAAGGAAGCAAUUUAACACGUAACAGAUUACUUACCAGCCCAGUUUAUAAAGUUAUUAAUGCCUCACGAUUGGCUUUACAAGCUAUGCCCAAGAAUGAAAGUAAACUGCUAAUAACAAUAACAGUCUGAGCGAGCAAACAAUUUUCGAUGUAAGUAAAGCCCAUAAAAUAAUUAGAGUCGCAUUUAUCUUUGUCGUAUAACAUAAUAUGAAUAUAUUAUAUAUUUUUGAGCAUUUUAUUUUUUGUAAAUAAUAUCUAAAUGUAGAGAAAUCGUUAAUAUUACAAAAUUUUAUGGAC